GAAACAUACAUUUAUAGCAAUGACGGUAUCGUCUAAACUGGUCGAAGUACCAAAAUCCGGAUUUUCUUCAAUCCCGGUUAUAGAUAUCUCUGACCCGGAAUCCAAACACGACAUGGAAAAAGCCUGUGAAGACUUUGGAUUCUUCAAGGUGAUCAACCAUAGCGUUUCUUCGGAGCUAGUCUCUGUUUUGGAUCACGAGGCCGUCGAGUUCUUCUCAUUGCCUACGUCCCAGAAAACCCAAGUCGCAGGUUAUCCCUUUGGAUACGGGAAGAGAGCGAUUGGUCGCAGUGGGGACGUUGGUUGGGUUGAGUACUUGUUGAUGAAUGCUAAUCUUGAUUUCGGUUCCCAUCCAUUCCCUCCGGGUCUCUUGCAAAACCCCGAAACUUUCAGGUUGGACUCGACGUGAUUUUUUUAAUAAUGAUUAAGAGGUUUUGGGUUUUUGUCAAUACUUUUCCUAGGGCAAAACUUAAGAGCAUGUAAAAAGAGUACACUUUUCUCAACCGAAAUCGAACAUUAUGAUCUUUAUUAAGUGAUCGAAGAGUUUUAGCCAUUAUGUCAUAUCUUUGUUGGUGUUGUCCAUGUUCCGUCUCUUUCUAGUUCAUUUUUUUCCUCUGUUUAGAGUUCAUGUUCCGUCUUUUUCUUUGUCUGUUUGUUUGUUACUUUUAUAGUAUAAUGUAAUGUUAUGUGACUCCAUCUUUUUCACUGUUUCCCGUUUUAAAACUCACAGUCAACUCUUCUUCUUUUUUCACACUCGACUCUCGUUCUGGAGAAUGCAUUGUUGGAGUACACAAAAUCAGUGAGGAAAAUGACAUGCGAUGUUUUGGAGAUGAUGACUGAUGGGUUAGGGAUCAAACCGAGGAACACACAUAGCAAGCUUGUCUCUGGUGAAAACACUGACUCCAUAUUCAGGCUUAAUCACUAUCCACCAUGCCCUCUUAUCAACAACAAUAAUACCAAUGGUAGCAACAUUGUGAUCGGUUUUGGCGAACACACCGAUCCUCAGAUCAUCUCUGUCUUAAGAUCUAAUAACACUUGCGGUCUCCAAAUCAAUCUAUCUGACGGCUCCUGGAUUUCUGUCCCUUCAGAUCCCUCCUCCUUCUUCUUCAACGUCUCCGACUCUCUCCAGGUGUUGACAAAUGGGAGGUUUAAGAGCGUUAAGCAUAGGGUAUUAGCGAACAGCAGGAAAUCUAGGGUUUCUAUGAUUUACUUCGCUGGACCUUCGUUAACUCAGAGAAUCGCUCCCUUGACUUGUCUCAUUGACAAUGAAGACGAGAGUUUGUACGAAGAGUUCACUUGGUCUGAAUAUAAAAACUCUACCUAUAACUCUAGAUUGUCUGAUAAUAGGCUUCAGCCAUUUGAAAAGAAAGCUGUAUCAUUGAAUGAUUGAUAGGUUAUGUUCGUGAUUUGUUGUUCUUAGUG
Molecule: messenger RNA, 1419 nt
Organism: Brassica oleracea var. oleracea
Lineage: Eukaryota; Viridiplantae; Streptophyta; Magnoliopsida; Brassicales; Brassicaceae
Product: gibberellin 2-beta-dioxygenase 1-like
Exons: 2
Coding region: 806-1387 (193 amino acids)
Biological process (GO): response to light stimulus; gibberellin catabolic process
Source: RefSeq, a predicted model, not a curated record